Molecule: messenger RNA, 2472 nt
Organism: Kalmanozyma brasiliensis GHG001
Lineage: Eukaryota; Fungi; Basidiomycota; Ustilaginomycetes; Ustilaginales
Exons: 1
Coding region: 1-2472 (823 amino acids)
Source: RefSeq, a predicted model, not a curated record
AUGUCUUCGGAUGGUCCAGAUGCUGCGGGGCAGAGUGUCGCCAGCGGCAGCAGCGGUCUCUCGAAGCGCGAGCAGAUGCGCCUGAAGGCGCAGCAGAAGCUUCAGGAUGAGGCUGGACCCUCUUCUGCCUCCAGCAGCCACACCCACAAGCGCCCGGUGGAGGUCAUCGAUGCACACGACGACGACGAAGAAGCGCUCGGCUCUCUCAGUCUGAGCCGUCCCAAGCGGAAGGCAGCACUCGACCGUCCGGCAACUUACAGCAUCGAUCCGACCGACGAUUCGACCCGCCUCAAGCGUCACCCGAACAAGCUCCCCACCUCAGUAGCAAAGUAUGCCGCAACUUCCGUCAACAAGACCAAAGAAGUCAGUGCGAUGGUCCGCGAGCAGCAACGCAGGAUCAUGCGCGGUACGGACGCAGACGGCUUCUCGAGAGCAGACGAGAUUGCUCGCAGCAUGGAGCAGGAGCGACUCCAUCGCAUGGGCAUUUCCUACGCGGACGAGGGCUUGAACGAUCAGCGUCACAACCCUAGCGAGUCUUCUCGCUCGUCCAAGAUGACCUCAGCACAGGCCUCCUCGUCUCGCCACGCGUAUGGCACGAACGGCAAGGAGCAAGAGCUGACGGUGGGCGACCUGUCCCCGACCAUUCCGUCUUUCUUAUGGUCGUCGCAGUCCGAGGUGGCCGAGUCGGAAGGCGAGAUGGAUGACAUCAACGAUGCAACUUCAGCUAGACAGCGACUCGCUGCAUCCUUCGCCGCUCUCGGUGCAGACGACGAGGAGAAGCAACACGCGCUCGACAUCCUUCAGCAAGACGUCGGCCUGGGCGAUAGCACCAUCGCAGAAACAUUGAAACAGCACAUCACUUUCUAUAGGGCGGGCAAGAUCCUCCCUCCCAAGGUCAGCUACUUCUCGCCGACUCCCGACGUCACAAGCAAAGCUCGUAGCAAGGGCUCGACCGCAUCCUCGCAGGCCUCGCCGCCAUCUGUGGCCGCCGAGCUUGACUGGGACACUCGUGUUCGGCCGAUCCUCCUCGCUGGCUUCCUUCCACCCUCUCUCGACCUCGACAAACGCCAAGUCCGGAGCAUCCUACGUUGGCUCGCCAUCUCCUUCGUCCUCGAGCGCAACGUUAUGCAAAGCCAGCUCAUCUCGAACCUCUUUCAGACGCUGCUCCUGGAGCGAGCGAAAUCUCACUAUACUCGCCAACUCGAAUCCGCCAUCCCCAGAGCCAUGUCGGAAGUGGUGCGCCAAGUGCCACGAAUUCUCAUCAUGAUCGGCAUGGACGAGCUGGUCUUCGAAGAGUGCUUUCCCGACGAUCGCGAAGUGACCGACGUGCCUUGUCUCACAGUGUCGCAGCGCAGACCUGCUGAUUCGUCCGAGUUGACGCAGUUCAAAAAGUACCUCACGCAGGUCGAACGCGACGACAUCCUCAUUAACCUCGCUCGCCUGCUCGAGAUGGUUAUCGACGCGGAGCCUCGUGCGAUCGAUAUCGCGGACCAUGUCUCCAUCUUGGCAGGUUACGUCUCGAGUAUGAUCAUCGCCUGUGCGGCGUCGACCAACUUUACGCUGCAUCAAUCCGUCGGGUCUGCGUUCAGCACCAUCUUUGCCGAAGCUGCUCGCGAGGAAGGCGACACGGUGAGGAAGUUGCAGGAGGAAGUGUGUAGGAGGACGUUCACCGCCUUGGGCAUGGAUUCGCUCGUUGUGCGGGCGAGGGUGGUGACAGCGCUGCCCGGGGAAGGUAGAGAGGUCGGGGCGGUGAGAAGGUGGUUAGCGUGGUGCGCGCUGACCGAGCACGUCGCUCAAGCAGAAACACUUGCGGCCUCGCCCUUGCACGGGGUCGGUGGAGAGAUGGUGCCGUCCUCAGAUCCGAUGGCGGACGACAGUGAGGAGGCCACAGACAGGAAUCUCGAUAAGGAUCACUGGAGACGGACCAGAUUCAACCCGCUUACGGUGGACAUCGACAUGCUCGCCCGCGCGAUCGACUCGAGCGACCCAACCUCCCCCUUCUACGUCGCAUCCAACGCCGCUUCUGCAGCAGCCAAUUCCGCCUCGCAGGAACCGCGCACGACGGACAUCGACACCCUCAUCGCAGGCACGCAGCUCGUCGCCGUUGCGCUUCGCGACCUUCCUCUGCACAUGUGCACCUUCUCCCCCACUCCCGACACGGAGCGGAGCACACCCACCCCGUCGCAACCGGACGGCCCGCCGCAGACACGCAAAACCUGGCCCCGUGCCCUCCGCCUCGCCCUCACACCUUUUCAAUUAUUCAACCCCUCCCUCGAUACCAACAGGGUGGAAGCCCUGCAGGACAUCAUCGCUCGUCUCAACGCCACCAAUAGCAGAAUCAGGGACAAUCGCGGGAAUGUCAUCCUGCAGACACUCGCGAAGGAUCUGCUGCAGAGGACGGCCCAUGCGCUGGAGUACCAGUUGGACAUGUACGGUGGUGGGGCGAGGAUGGGUGCUGGGUUCAUCAGGUAG